This is a messenger RNA of Echinostoma caproni, 4422 nucleotides long. NCBI's taxonomy places the organism in Eukaryota, Metazoa, Platyhelminthes, Trematoda, Plagiorchiida, Echinostomatidae. The record is from the annotation of a GenBank genome assembly.
AUGCAACCGUCGAACGAGGUAACAGACUCACAUUCAGAUGAAGACAUACGUCCAUCCGCCGCUGACAACCAGGCUGCCAAACGAUGUGACAGUCCUGCUGAUCGAGAUGCUUCCAUGGAAGCCAAGCUGGACUACAGUACCACCGUCACGAGCAACAAACGUUCGCCUGCUGUGCAUGAAUCAUGGUCCGAAACAGGAUCUGAUUAUCCGAGCCCAAAACGUUCCAGAACUGCAGAUAUUCCUCCGGACUUGGUCGAGUCUACACCGCGAAGCAGUGGAACUCCGUUGAUGGAAGUCAAUCCUCCCAAAAGUACCAUUCCUCAAAGUUUACCACUCAUUUUGUCCAUUGGUAAUCCCGGCAACAGUAUUAUGAGUCCUCAGUCUGCCUCACAAGCAUCAUCCACAAUCACGGUCUGUCCACAAACUUUGAAUUCUACUGCAACCACAUCUGUAUCAUCGAGCAGCCCGUUUAUCGGUCAACUAAUCCCUUUGUGCGGCCUUUCUGAUAGUCUCCUAUGCGGUGUGUCUUCUGCCUUACUGACCAAUGGAACGAACUCAACAACUUCCAGUUUGACAGCACAUUCAUUGAUGGGUAAUACCCUUUCUUUGCCAGUCCUGGAUGCGCAGACCGCGUUCACCACACCGGUUUCGGGUUCCACAUGGCUGUUGACCAACCAACCAAAUACAAUCACAGCGCACAUGACAAGUGGUCAAAGUCAUCUUAAUCAAUUGCCACCCACCGUACUCGUUCCGGUUCCAGCCGCGCUAGGCGCUGAGAAUUUGUUAGGUGCGGCUGCAAGACAUCUGGUCACUUCAUCAGCGGAUACCAACGGGGGCACGAUAUCUGCCAAUCCGCCCAUUCAUAGCAGCACUGCUGGUCAAAGUAGCACGAGUGCCGCUACGACCACAACUAACACAAUCAUGAGCACAAUUACCAAUAAUACAGGCCUGAACAGUCUACGCGUCUCCGAUGUGCUGGAAGCAUUGAAAUCGUUUGCAGCCGGAGGGAAUCUAGCCGCUUCGAUCAGUUUACCAGUAGCCGGUGCUUCAACCUCACCGGUGACGAGCACCGUGUCUGCUUCCAGCACAGGAACUACCCCAAGUUUCUUCGGUUUCUCCACCCCAUCCCGCAAUUCCGAUCUCCUAUCUAUUUCCGGCGGGCCAAAAACUAACCUGAUGACCCACGGGACUACAGUGAUAAAUCCUGGCGGAUUGACACUUGUCAGCAGUAACAGUAACACUACUAGCAAUAACAGUGGUGGUAACAAUAACAGUACAUUUUCAACCACCCAGUUGCCUGCAGGAACCCAUGUCGUUUCGGCUAGUGGGUUACUCAGUCAGUUAGCAAUGGCAGCCGCAGCAGUAAAUGUUUCCACCUCAGAACCGAGCAACAAAGCGACCGAAUCCACUGGUGCAAUCAAUGGACUCACGGCCACUGUGAUUCCAACGGGAACUCCCGAACAGGCACUCGACAUGUCGGUAAGAUCUGGACUGAUCUCUCUGAAUGCUCUAGCUCCGAUGAGUAAUGGCACUUGGCUGAGUAAAUCAACUGACGGGAAUUCAAACUCUCCACAGUUGACGUUAGCUCUAGAUACGGUCGACGGUAAACCGAUUCGUUCAGACCAAACCACUGUGCAUGGUGUAAUGGAAGCACUCAAUGCGGCACUGAAAGGAAGUCUUCAGAAAUCUACCAGGCUUACCAUAUCGUCGGACGGAACUGCAGGUUACCAAACUACCGGGGACGGCGAAUCCGGUGUUUUGGAAACUGGAUCGCAUCUGAUCUCCGGUUCCACUAAAAACCUCAUUACUGCAAUUGAUCCGGAUCAAGUAUUAAAUACAUCAGGUUUGUUGAAAACGACCACCUCAGGAACCCAGUCUAUCAUUGUUCCGUUCCCAGCGUUAAGUCUCUCCUCAACCGGCUGCAGUACGCCUGACCUUAUGACCGAUCCGGAAAGUGGGCGCUCUAGUGUAUCCCAGUUAUUACCGCCACCGCCACCACUACAGUCAGUACAACAGCAGCAGCAGUCGAAUACGGUUAUCACUGCAAGCACAUCUGUGGGAACAGUGUUAACUAAUCCAUCCAUCAUUUCAACAAGCCCUAUGCUUGUUGGUCCAUCGCAAUCGCAGCUCGUCAAUUUGGCUCAAUUGCAAGCUAUUAUGGCAGCUCUAGCCGCCGGGGGAACCAUGUCUAUUCCCACACAAACAGUAUCUGUUGGUAAUACUAGCACUGUAAGUGGAGCAAUCGCAUCCGCGUCCGCAUUGUCCGGAUCAGCAGUGCAUGCUGGACAAACACAGACCACCACAUCCACGACGAAUGGAGAGUCUGGUUCGAAUUCGACUCAACUUGGUGCGAAUCAACUACUGAUGAACCAUCAUCCAAUCACCUCCGCAAACACUUCGCCUCAUGGUGCCACUGUUGAGUCCACUGGAUCGGCGGCCAUGCUCGUACCAACGCUGAACUCACUGAACAGUGUAUGUGGUCUCACUUUGACGACAAAUCCCGUUGGUCUGAGCACUCCAGUAUCCACAUCUGGUGCGGCUAUCACAAGUGCUCUCGGUAACAGCACGUCAUCUGUCGGUGGCUCCAUGCUAACCGGUCAGACAGCAUCGUUGAAGGGUAUUUCAUUACCUUCCGUUGAUGUUCAGUUGGGCUCGGCAACUGGUUUGGUUAAUGGAACGUUGAAUGUGUUAGACUCCAACUCCCAAGCCCUACUUGCUGCGGCGGCUGCCUCGGGACACAUGGGUCAUGUGGCACUAGCCAAUCUCCGAAGUUCACAUGGUUCUGCUGCCCUCCGGCCUAUAGGAACCGCUCCGAAUGGACCGGUGAUUGGCCUUUUAGAUCCCCGAACGGGAUUGCAAUUCAGUGUGGCUACCACUACUUCGGCCUUGCUAGCGACUCCUGAAUUGGUGAGCUGUUUGCAAAGAGGUGUGUACACUUCCCACCCUACUGAUGAUAGUUCUGCAGGAACCACCCGAUUAAUAGAAGUACCAACAGCUUCGACUGUUACAGCGAACCCUGCGACCACUUCAACCAUUGCGACAACCACCAAUAUUACAGCAUCUUCAUCAGAAGCCAAAACUAGUAGCUCAAACAUAAUGAGAUCGGUAACAAAGCAAUCUGAAGUAGAUUCCGUAUCGCCGUACGAUAGUCAUGGAAUGGAAGAAGACUGGGACACGAUUGGCCCCAGUGACGAUACUGUGGCCGUCCAAGUCAAUCUACAAUCAAUCUAUGCCGGUAUAAAGUCUGAUCCCACAUCAGGUUCUUCACUUUCCAGUCUCAAUCCAACCAGUCUUCUACCGGCUUCUGGUACUGGAGGUGGUGGUGGAGGAGGUGGAAGUACACGUCGUCAUACUGGUUCGUCACGCAACUCCGGUUUAACUGGGAGCAGUCGACGCAGCGCAAAUACGUCUGGCGAUUUAGGUGGAACGCAUCAAGGCAGACCGCAUCGGCAGAAUUUCACACCGACGCAAAACCGUAUUCUGACCGAAUGGUAUUCAAAGCACAAAGCUAAACCGUACCCGUCCACAGAUGAUACCAAGGAGCUGGCAACCAUUUCCGGAUUGAGUUAUUCUCAAGUUAAAAAGUGGUUCGCUAACAAACGCGCUCGUUCUAGCUCGAGUGGAUUUCCCAAACCUACCCCACCAUUGGCUCCAGACUCGUCACCGGAUCCCACCGCAGCAAAGGCAAUUGUCGCUGCAGCUAUGGCCGCCGCCGCCAGCUCCAGCUCCGGUUUGGACUCAAAUGAACGAUCGGCAGCAUUGCAACCUGCUUUCUUGAUCGCCUCACAAGCGUUGACUUCUGUGGCCGCCAGAAUGAGUGGUAGUUCAAUAGAGGUGGACGAUGAUGAACCCGAAACAGCUCUAGAAACAACCGAUGUAGACGAGGGUAGUGCAGCGACCGAAAAUCAAACGCCACAGCGUGCAAGUUCUUGUGUUGGUGAUGCAGUCACCUUGCUCUCAGUCAGCACAGAAGAUGAAGAACUACCGCUGAUGGUGGUCAGUGAAACAUCGGCUCCAAGUGUAUCCUCUACGAAUAAAGAGACUUCCGUGGCAGCACCGAUGGACGAUAUUUCCGCCACUAAUGAAGUGGAAUGCGUCACAAGCAAGUCGGAUGUACCCUCCGAUGAGGUUACACCGGUUGGAUUGAAGUUUACGAGAGGGUUACAGUCGGCAAGUUCUAACUCUGAAUCCCCGGUCGCCUCCCCGCCAACAUUAGAAGUCCCGCUGAAAUCGAGUAGAACACCUCCUGUGAAUGGAUUCUCAUCUGAGAAUUCGCCCACAACCGAAGUUGCUGUGGAGGAUCUGCUUGAGACAAAAACAAGUGAUUCCGAAACAAGCAGGACAGAGUGUGAUGAGCAAACAGUGUCUUUGAAAAAUUCCAAAAGUCUUCGAACCCGCGGAGUCACAGUACACGCAAGCUAG